AUGAAGUUGUUGCCUAUACAACUUGCUUCAGUUAAUAUCUCUUUGGCAUUUAAGAUGGAGAAAAUUUCUUUGAUUCGAGAAAAUGAAUCAUUACAAAAAGCAAAUGAUAGAUUAAAGUAUGAAAAAGAGCUUUUGAUGAAAAACAAAAAUUUGGCUGAAGGUCAGAUAAAUGCAUUGACAAAAUCCUUGGCAACCACUCAUAAGGAUCUGAAGGACAAGAAAAAUCAGAUCCAAGAUGUGAAGCAUGCCUGGGAGCAACAAAGGAAGGAACUAAAUGAUCGAAGGGAUGAAAUCGCUUCCCUGAAAAAGCACGUCGACAUAUCUGGUUCUGUACAAGAUCCGGUGUCUAAUAGUGUUGACUUUGCUCAACCCCAGACAUUUGAAAAUUACAAGGAAGAAAUUAAGUCUUUGCAGAAGGAAAUUGAAAGAUUAAACGCAGAGGAAAGAAAUAUUCCAAAUAAAGGUGAUUCCAGCCGUGCUGAAAAUGAAUCAACAUAUACUGAAGAGAAAGUUGUUGAGAUGGAUGAGAAUAAAACUCUAAUCACUCAUCCCAUGGAGCCAGCAGGACCUGUAGACAGCAAUGUACUGUCAGCACCAGUUCAAACAUUUGACAACAGCACGCACAAUCCUGAAGAAAAGUUAGCAGAGCCAGUUAUGAAUCUUUCAAACAGUAAUGAUGUUUUCCCGUCUGGUGGAACCUUAUCCCAACAGAAUGAGAAACCACCAUCAGAAUAUAUUGGCUUGCAUUCAAAACCAGAAAAUCCUAGCAGUGGACCUGCUCCAGAGAAUAUGGGUUUGGGGACGAUUCAAAUCCUUGCUGAUGCUUUGCCUAAGAUCGUUCCUUAUGUUUUGAUCAACCAUCGGGAGGAGCUUAUUCCUCUGAUAAUGUGUGCCAUUGAGCGGCAUCCAGAUAAUGCUACUCGAGAUUCGUUGACGCACACACUAUUCAAUUUGAUUAAACGUCCAGAUGAACAGCAGAGGCGAAUUAUAAUGGAUGCAUGUGUGAGCCUUGCUAAAAAUUUUGGGGAGGUAAGAACAGAAACAGAAAUACUCCCCCAGUGCUGGGAACAAAUAAAUCACAUGUAUGAGGAGCGCAGGUUGCUUGUCGCUCAAUCAUGCGGGGAGCUUGCUGAAUUUGUCAGAUCUGAGAUUUGUGAUUCUCUUAUUUUAUCUAUUAUACAACAAUUGAUAGAAGAUCCUGCAACUGUUGUCCGGGAAGCUGCUGCGCACAACCUGGCCUUACUACUUCCACACUUUCCACAUAUGGAUAAAUAUUUCAAGGUUGAGGAGUUGAUGUUCCAACUGGCAUGUGAUCCAUCCGGAGUGGUGGUUGAAACUACACUAAAAGAACUACUACCUGCAAUAAUAAAUUGGGGAAACAAGUUAGACCAUAUUUUGAGAGUUCUAAUCUCUCAUAUCUUAGCUUCUGCUGAGCGUUGUCCACCUCUUUCUGGAGUUGAAGGGUCAGUGGAGUCCCACCUGCGUGCUUUAGGUGAAGAAGAUCGCUGGAAUCUUGAUGUUUUGUUAAGAAUUUUGGCUGACUUGAUUCCUUACGUGCAUCAGAAAGCAAUUGAGACAUGCCCAUUUUCCUCUGUUUCGGAGUCAAAUGGGACAAUAUUUUCCAUCUCUGUACUUGGAUUGUAUGCAGGGGGACAUGUCGAGUGGCCUGCAUUUGAAUGGAUGCAUGCAGACUGCUUUUCUGGUUUGAUACAACUGGCUUGCAUGUUACCCCAGAAAGAGGAUAGUUUAAGAAACCGAACUACAAAUUUUUUAUUGGCUGUUUCUGAACAUUUUGGGGAGUCUUAUUCGAAACACGUAAUGGUUCCUAUAUUCAUGGUAGCAGUUGGGGAUGCUGCUGAUUUGACAUUUUUCCCUCCCUACAUUCAUUCCAGAAUUGAAGGUCUGAAACCAAGAACAGAUGUGGCCCAGAGACUUGCUAUUCUAGGUAUCUUGCCGCUUCUCUUGGCGGGUGUUCUAGGAUGUCCUGGUAAGCAUGAACAGUUAGCAGACUACUUGAGGAAGCUAUUAGUUGAAGGUGCAGCGAAAGAGAAUCAGUCUACGACACACAACAAUGAUAUUGUUAAUGCUGUCCGCUUCCUUUGCACAUUCGAAGAGCAUCAUAGCUUGAUAUUCGAUAUCUUGUGGGAAAUGGUUGUUAGCUCGAAUAUAGAAUUGAAGAUCAGUGCUGCUAAUAUAUUGAAAGCCAUCGUCACAUAUGUUAGUACAAAAGUUGCAUCCGCUCAUGUUCUUCCUGCCUUGAUUACCCUUGGCUCGGACCAAAGUGUGAAUGUGAAGAAUGCAAGUAUAGAUGCACUUGGGGCUGUGGCACAACAUUUUAAAAAUGACAUGAUUGUUGAUAAAAUACGUGUUCAAAUGGAUGCUUUUCUUGAAGAUGGUUCUCAUGAAACAACCAUGGCUGUAGUCCGUUCGUUAGUGGCAGCGGUUCCAAAUACAACAGAGAGAUUUAGGGAUUAUAUCCUUGAAUUUCAUGUGGAAAUCAAUUCUUAGAACUUAAUUUGAGUU
This is a messenger RNA of Hibiscus syriacus, 2523 nucleotides long. Its product is annotated as RAB11-binding protein RELCH-like. The record is from RefSeq and is a predicted model, not a curated record. The transcript is spliced from 16 exons. Gene Ontology annotation, biological process: intracellular cholesterol transport. The coding region runs from base 1 to 2508 and encodes 835 amino acids. Lineage: Eukaryota; Viridiplantae; Streptophyta; Magnoliopsida; Malvales; Malvaceae. Gene Ontology annotation, cellular component: trans-Golgi network; recycling endosome.